AUGGAGAGACCUAAAUUAUCAGUCUCCGUCAUUGAUGAUUCCCAUCAUUUUGAAGGUACCUCUCGGGCACACAGCCCGUUGGAACAGAUCGAGCUGAUCCUCAAUUUGACGGGCACUCCGAGCAUGGAAGACUUAGAACACUGCCAUCCGGAGGCCUGCUGUUUUGUUCUCUCCUUCCGUCCCCGACGGCCAAAUCUGGCCACUCUCUACUCCCUUUCGCCCGACAUGAAUGCCAGCGCUGUCGAUCUCCUAUCUAGUAUGCUCCGAUUCAAUCCGGUGAGUCCUUUAUACCCGCGAAUUGUGCUUAGUAUUUUCUAUAAAUGCAGCCAGAAAGUGCUUUACUUAGUUUGA
Molecule: messenger RNA, 351 nt
Organism: Dibothriocephalus latus
Lineage: Eukaryota; Metazoa; Platyhelminthes; Cestoda; Diphyllobothriidea; Diphyllobothriidae
Source: the annotation of a GenBank genome assembly